Molecule: messenger RNA, 1269 nt
Organism: Hypoxylon fragiforme
Lineage: Eukaryota; Fungi; Ascomycota; Sordariomycetes; Xylariales; Hypoxylaceae
Product: Clp protease-domain-containing protein
Exons: 6
Coding region: 204-980 (258 amino acids)
Biological process (GO): protein quality control for misfolded or incompletely synthesized proteins
Cellular component (GO): endopeptidase Clp complex
Molecular function (GO): ATPase binding; ATP-dependent peptidase activity; serine-type endopeptidase activity
Source: RefSeq, a predicted model, not a curated record
GUUUUACAUAUGCACAUAUGAGAUAGCGUUGAAGCAUCGGAGCUUGUUUCCAUCUCCGAAUUUUAGUCUCGGGAACUCCAAGACUUCGACUUGCUUACUUACAUGCUACAUAUAUAUUUCUAUGUAGUAGUAAAUACAUAGUAGUAAGUAAGUUCAAGUUGCUCUAUCCUUUACAACCAUUCUAAACAUAUCUUUCAGGCACCAUGAAUUGCCAGCAGCCAUUACGGCGUGCUGUAUUGCGACAGCUUCCCACCCUCACACCGACUACCAUGACACAAUCGACCCGUUACUUCUCUCGAUUCUCUCCCGGAGGUCCUAUUCAACCGACGCAAAGCGGAAUUCCGUUGCCCUACAUAACAGAAGUCACUUCUGGUGGCUGGAGGACCUAUGAUAUAUUCUCUAAGCUAUUACAAGAAAGAAUAAUAUGCCUGAAUGGAACCAUAGACGACACUGUGUCCGCCUCUAUAGUCGCGCAGUUGCUUUGGCUAGAGUCUGAUAAUCCGGAUAAGCCGAUUACUAUGUAUAUUCAUUCACCUGGAGGGUCUGUGACGGCCGGUCUUUCGAUAUAUGACACCAUGGCCUAUAUUCGUUCACCGGUAUCGACAGUGUGUUUGGGCCAGGCCGCCUCUAUGGGCUCAUUAUUGCUUACGGGUGGCGAGAAGGGGAGACGGUUCGCUUUGCCUCACAGUAGCAUCAUGAUUCACCAACCCUUGGGAGGAACACAGGGCCCCGCGAGCGAUAUCUUGAUUUAUGCGAACCAGAUGCAGCGGAUUCGCGAGCAGCUCAACGAGAUCUACCGAAAGCACCUAAAUGCGGCAUUUGAUCACGAGAAGUAUAAUAUCAAAGAAGUGGAGGAUAUGAUGGACCGCGACAAGUAUUUGACAGCACAAGAAGCCAAGGAGAUGGGUAUUGUCGAUGAGAUCCUUACUAGAAGAGACAAUAAGAAACCCGAAGAAGGGAGUAAGAAAAGCGGCGUAUAACGACUAGCAAGGCUUCAUACGUGAGUACCUACCUACGUAUCUACAUAGUGUGGUAUGACCUAGCUGUGCCGCAACUACUAUUACACUAUGUCCUUUAGCACCGAAUUAUGUUACCAAUUUCGAAUCUAUCACCCAUUAUUUGAAUCCUUGCCUACCUACCUUCAUACUUCCGCUCAUGCAUCCGCUCAUGCAUGCCAUAUGAAGUAGGCGUCCGCUAAUAGUAUCAAAAUUUGAAUGUGCACAUAUGCACACAACCUUGGAAGUAAUAUAUAAUGGGUAUACUGACUAA